Messenger RNA from Rhagoletis zephyria (snowberry fruit fly), 741 nucleotides. Its product is annotated as pickpocket protein 28-like. Lineage: Eukaryota; Metazoa; Arthropoda; Insecta; Diptera; Tephritidae. Gene Ontology annotation, biological process: sodium ion transmembrane transport. Gene Ontology annotation, cellular component: plasma membrane. Gene Ontology annotation, molecular function: ligand-gated sodium channel activity. The record is from RefSeq and is a predicted model, not a curated record.
AUGGCAGAUGAGUUAGCCGGCGUAAGUUCCACAAUGGGCACAAUUAAGGGCGUGAUCUCACCUACAAUAACCUACUUUCUGCUGUGGUUUGUUGCGGUCAUUACUUUGGCAGUAAAUUUUGCCACGAAUGUUUUUACGCGUUGGGAAACAACACCGAUCAUUAUAGGCAUCGAGGCGCAAACGUCGACUAUACGCGAUACCCCCUUUCCAGCCAUCACAAUCUGCAAUAUGAAUCAGGCAUUGCGUAGCAAAAUCGAAAACUAUCCGCGCCAUUCACGGGGCUAUGCAAUGACACAGAAGAUAUGUUUGCAAGAUGUCGACUAUAGCCAAUUCGAUGAUCUGAAACCUGCCUCAAAGGAAGACACGUUCACGAAUUUCAUCUGGCGCAAUGGACAGACUUGUAACAAUAUGAUUGUUUACUGUCGCUUUGGGAACAAAGAAGACCGCUGUACUGAUUUCUUCAGAGAGGUGCUAAUGGAUGAGGGCAUUUGUUGUUCCUUUAAUAUUUUACAUCCAUCCUAUUUAUACAAAGGAAAAUACAUUUUCGUGAGAGACUUCACCUCGUCUGUUGGCACCAUACCAGUCGACUGGAACUUGGAGACUGGCUACGCUGAACAGUUGCCAUUGUACUACUAUCCGCGAAGACCAGCUGGCGCUGGUGUUACCAUGGGAUUCACUUUUGUGCUCAAUGCUAACCUCAGUGAAUAUAUCUGCACUUCAACUUUUAGUACCGGUUUGAAG